UCCCGAGCGGAUGUUGAUUCGGAAACGCUGCAGUUACGGUUUCCUCUAAACUAGCUGUAUGGCUAAAUAUCUUAGAUAACACAGUGUCAAACUUUGCCUUAGAGAGCGGGUGAAUACAAAUUUACAGCUAAAGCUAAACAUUUUAAUGCGGUUAUGUCGUGACUCCGGUGUCGGCAGUGACUGAGCUCGGCCGUUGACGUUUUUUAAAAUCUCCGCAUCACUUAACACAAGUGUCUGGACUGAGCAGGAUGCUAGCAUGUGUCGUUAGCAAACCACUACAGGAAAUUAGCUGGUUUAGCUAGCUCAGACAGCCAGGCAAGUGUUUAUUAUGAGUCUUAACUUUGCCUCUUUAUGCUCAUAUUCGAUUUAAAUAACCUCUUCGCAAUGGACACCGAGGCAAUAGUGAUCCGCAUAAAGACGCCAUCAGGGGACAUGGACUCGUCCGUCGACUGCCCAUCUCUUCUGAACUUCAAUGACUUGCUGGUCGCAAUAAGAGAUGUAAUGCCUGAAGCCACUGUCACGGCCUUUGAAUAUGAAGAUGAGGUAGGAGACAGAAUCACUGUAAGAAGUGAUGAAGAACUCAAGGCCAUGUUGUCAUAUUACUGCAACACAAUGAAUGAACAACGCAUGAAUGGACUGCUGCCAGACCCUCUCCAGAUUUUUCCAAGAGCCGGCAAGACUCCAGGGAUCCGGAACAUACAUGGCCUGAAGGUUAAUACAAGACCUAACCCAGCCAAUGAUUGCACUCAUGCUGUCCCGGACUCCAUGGCAAACAACAGCUUGAAAAAAUCAUCUGCUGAGCUGAAGAGGAUCCUGACAAAUGGGCAGAUAAAUGCCCAAGAUAUCCACUAUCAAGAGCAGCUCGGCCAUGGAAAUGGAGGCACAGUUUACAAAGCUUACCAUAUUCACGGCAAGCGAGUUUUAGCCGUCAAGGUCAUUCCUCUGGAUAUCACCGUGGAAUUACAGAAGCAGAUCAUGUCUGAAUUAGAAAUUCUCUACAAGUGUGAUUCACCCUACAUCAUCACUUUCUUCAGUGCCUUUUUUGUUGAGAACAGGAUAUCCAUAUGCACAGAAUUUAUGGACGGUGGUUCUCUGGAUGUGUACAAAAGAAUUCCAGAGCAUGUGCUGGGGAGGAUUGCAGUAGCAGUAGUCAAAGGCCUGACAUAUCUGUGGAGCCUGAAGAUACUUCACAGAGAUGUCAAGCCUUCCAAUAUGCUGGUGAACACCCGAGGACAAGUCAAGCUCUGUGACUUUGGUGUCAGCACACAGUUGGUGAAUUCUAUCGCCAAAACAUAUGUGGGAACUAAUGCAUACAUGGCGCCGGAGAGGAUAUCAGGAGAACAGUACGGUAUUCAUGCAGAUGUCUGGAGUGUGGGAAUCUCUUUCAUGGAGUUGGCGCUAGGCAUGUUCCCCUACCCACAGAUUCAGAAAAACCAAGGAUCUUUAAUGCCUCUCCAGUUACUGCAAUGCAUCGUUGAUGAGGAUCCUCCAGUUCUUCCCGUCGACCAGUUCAGUGAAAAGUUUGUUCACUUCAUCACUCAGUGUAUGCGACGACAACCCAAAGAGAGGCCUGCCCCGAAUAACCUCAUGGAUCAUUCCUUCAUCAUACAAUAUAAUGACGGUAAUGCAGAGGUGGUGUCGAUGUGGGUCUGUCGCUGCUUGGAGGAGAGACGAAUUCAGCAGGCUCAGGGACGUAUCUGAUGUCUUCCUGCUGUCUGCCCCCAAUGGACCUGGACGUUUGAUCUCAGCCCAUGAACACUUAUCAAAGUCUUCAGGAUCAAGUACGUCUACUUGCACUGUAAAGGACUUCAUAUACAUGGACAAAAAAAGGAUCACUAGAUGUUAAAUACUUCAUGUGAGUAAUUCUUAAUUUAACAGCACUCAUGCGCCAUGACAAUGAAGAGCUCACAUCCUCUGAACUGAAUAUUAAUCACUGCAUCAAAAAAAAGGUGCAGGGAGAGCGAUGCUUCGUCUUUUAACGUGGCUCUCCAUCCACAGCUUCACCCCCACGUUUUUUUGAAAAUAUACAUAAAUGCAGUUAAAUGCAUCACGUCUGAUGAAUGAAAAUAAAUAGCCCUGAUUUAAGGGAUCAGUGACAAUAAAAACGACUUCACAGCACAAGACUGCAAUACGCCGGCAGAGUUGUGAUGUGUCUCUAGGAUGGCAUUUUAAAUAACCGUCUUGUGCUUUACUGUUGACAGCCCUCUAGUGAAUGUUAAGGUUUUUUGCCUGUGAGUAACUUCCCAUGUGUGUGCCUGUUUUUCCACUGGUGUAAUUUAUUACCUCAGCAAACUUAUGUUAUUACUGUAAAAGCAAGACUUCCCCCUGCCCAAAAAAAUGUACCUGUUUUCAGCUCCUGGACCUUGCAAAGUUGUCGAUUAACUGACUAGACAACAACAAGACUGCAGUACCAGUGAGUCUGAGGCAGCACUGCAGUAUUACAGAGUGGAAUGAAAUAUUGACACAUUUUCUUUUUUUAUUAUUAUUCUCAAGCUCACUGACCAAACAAUUUAUUGUUCACACUCCUCCGGAGGAACCAGGGUUUUAUUUCUUUUUAAACCACUUUUUAACUUGGUUGCGUAUCUUUUUAUUUCCAUUUGCACAGUCAUGCUUGACAUUGAAUGCCACUGAAUGAACUGUUGAAGAGGAAAUUGUGCUGAAGCAGAUCUCCACUUUCAUUCAGCAGCUAUUGUUUUUUUUUUGUUGUUGUUGUGUUUUUUUUUUUUUUGAGAAAACCAUUAAGAAUAAGAGAAACUACAGACAGUUGGAUGCAGUAGGAACUAUAACUCUUCCUCUCCUUAUAAACCAACCCCUUUUGUCAUUUUGAAAUGUUGUUUUUCCCUCAUCGUCACCAGUCAGUCCUUUACUGUAGUACAUAUCAUGUACUUUACAGAAGUUACGUUAUUUCAUUGGAUUGCCCAAUGAGAUCAGUUGCUAUACUAUAGAGGGAAAACAAUACAGUGCACAUGACACCAAAGACCACUGACGAGCCAAAUGCUGAAUUAUAUGGAUUUCUCAUGAUAUAAUGAGUUAAGUGACUAAAAUGAAUUUCUUUGACAAGGUGUUUACGUGCAGCUGAUGAAAUGUUUAGCAUUCAAGUGCAAUUAAAUGCCAUUACAGCACGAGCAUUGCUGAAAACCAAUGUAGCGGCAGUACAUCAGCGCAGCAGAAAUGGCUUAAAGCACCAUUUUACUAUACAUGCGAUGUGUAGUUUCUUCAUUACCGUGAUAGAUGUGGCUUUAUCCUCUGUUAUGAUGAGGAGACACAUGGAUGGUGAAUUUUAAUCACUUAACAAUAAAUCAUUCAAAACUGUUAACACAUCAAACAUACUCCAUCAUGUCAUUCAUAAUUUGGGAACUCGUCAAGACUUCUGGUAUUGUUACAUGGCCACAUUUACACUGAGAGUGAACUAUUCAUUUAGCCUUUAGCUACUUAAAGGACCAGUGUGUAUGAUUCAGUAGCAUCUAGGGAUGAUGUUGCAGAUUGCAACCAACUGAAUACCCCUCCCCUCACCCCCUCCCUUUCCAAAUCUGUAGAAAACCUUUGAUAGCCUUAAGGCAAGGUAAAAACGUGAGCCAAAGCCAAAGCCAGUUUGAUUUGUUCAUUCUGGGCCACUGUAGAAACAUGGCAAACAAGCCCAGUGGUAACCUCUCCUUAUUGGUGAAAGUCGUUUAACAGCUUACAAAGUGGGAGGGAAACUUCGUAAAGCACCUUCUACUGGUUGAACUCAGAACUCAUUGAGACGAGAUUUCUCUGUGAAUUUGACAUGUGAUGCUUUUCCACAUCCACCACUUUAUUUUUAAUAAAUGUUGCUUAUUUCAUUGUAGUUCAUUCUGUGUUACAGCAGUUAGGGUACAGUUUGUGAGGUCAGUAAUGCCACCCAGCAGAGUUGCCACAAAUUCACGAUUCCUCCCAUAUUAAUAUGAAUUUCAUUUGUGCCAUUAUUUGCCUCGGAAACAUGGAAAUGGGGCACAGCCUUUUUACCUUUAUGUACGUAAAUAUACUUUUUGGGAGGACGUGUGUGCAAGAUGUUGAUUAAUAUUACUCUGAUAAUUGAAGAUGUUCCCGUCACUGAAAUUCAUUAGUGUGGAUUUUCCAACAUUUGCACAAUUAAUAGAACAUGUACUCUGCAUUUUACCACAUAUAUUGUUGUUAUAUUCAUCAAACUGUCACUUUGGGUAAGUGAAAUUUUGUCAUACUGUUAAUACGUACAUCUGAGACAGCCUCCUGACGUUAAGUUGGCCUUAAAUGCAACUGAAGCUAUAAAUACUUUGCAGUCUGGUAAAACUAGUAAAUUAGUCUGAAAUAAUAAGAGUGCGUAGUGGCCACUGCAUGGCUACCAACCAUACCAAAAAGAAAAAAAAAAACAACAUUUCAUAUUUCUGAACAGUUGUACUAUAAGCUCCAAAAGCUCAGACUCAUCUUUUUUGUUUGGCAGUGUACUCAUUGACUGUGAUAUUUGAAUACGAAUCUGCCGUAUCAGUGGUCUGCUUACAACAGAGGUCACCUCUUGUGACUCUCGCUCUGUUAUUUUACCUGUUUUUGCCUAAACCACAAAGCAUUAAGUCAGUGAUGAGACUCAGCAGAAAUGUUAGUGCUGUGAUGUUACUGGCUGAUUAUGGCCUUUUCUGUAAUUAUCCGUGUUGGCACAUAUUCCAACCUGCACAAAUAAAAUAAAAUGUAUUUAAACAUAA
This is a messenger RNA of Lates calcarifer (barramundi perch), 4694 nucleotides long. RefSeq names its product mitogen-activated protein kinase kinase 5 (gene map2k5). Gene Ontology annotation, molecular function: protein kinase activity; ATP binding; protein binding. Gene Ontology annotation, biological process: protein phosphorylation. The transcript is spliced from 22 exons. Lineage: Eukaryota; Metazoa; Chordata; Actinopteri; Centropomidae. The coding region runs from base 352 to 1701 and encodes 449 amino acids. The record is from RefSeq and is a predicted model, not a curated record.